AUGCCUUCCGGUUAUGAAGACAGUGGAUUCCCACAGGACGACGAGGCUUUCAUGAGAUAUAGGGAGAAAAGAAUCAAAGAGCUACAUGGGAGGAUAGAGGACAUUACGGCUGAAAAGGAGCUGAUUGAGAAGACUAAGUCUUUGAAGAUGAUAGUUCAUUUCUACAAACCGGAGUUUAAUCGGUGCAAAAUAAUGGAUAGGAGACUGGAGGAGAUAAGAGACUACUUUCCAGGGAUCCAAUUCUAUAGAGUAAAUGCUGAGAUGUGUCCUGUUGUGACAAAGAAGCUUGAGAUAAGAGUGCUACCUUUUCUAGGCUUUUUUAAGGAUGGAUACUUUGUGGACCAGGUUGUCGGGUUUGAAAAGCUUGGAGAUGAUGUAGAGCUGGAGGCUCUUAAGGAAAGGAUUCUGGGGAGUAAUAUAUUUAAGCCUAUCUCCAGUAUAUAA
Molecule: messenger RNA, 444 nt
Organism: Encephalitozoon romaleae SJ-2008
Lineage: Eukaryota; Fungi; Microsporidia; Unikaryonidae
Product: thioredoxin-like protein
Exons: 1
Coding region: 1-444 (147 amino acids)
Cellular component (GO): cytoplasm
Source: RefSeq, a predicted model, not a curated record